Molecule: messenger RNA, 749 nt
Organism: Xyrichtys novacula (pearly razorfish)
Lineage: Eukaryota; Metazoa; Chordata; Actinopteri; Labriformes; Labridae
Source: the annotation of a GenBank genome assembly
AUGCACCUUCUCGGAGCGUUGGGGUACGAGUGUUGAAAGAAAGCACUUACACUUACAGUAUAUCUGCUUUAGGGGACAGGCAGGCAGUCAAGAACGGUUUCAUACGGAAGUACGAGAAUGAAAGUAUUGGACAGCUGGAAUGUGUUUUUGUGCGGUGAAGGGGGAAGAAAGAGGCACCGAGUCGAACCUGGAGCUGGAACAGACCAGGAGACGUUGAGUAGCAGGAAUAUGAUUCAUUGUUUUGGCAAUUAGAAUUAUUUACUACGUCUGAAUAUAUUAAAAAUUAAAUAAAGAAAAUUCAGAGGGAUUUCAUCACAUAGUCUGUGAUUUAACUGUUCGCUUACAGGACGCUGAAAUCGAUCCGCGUCCUGGCAACGAGCCUGAACCUACAGCACACCGAGUCAGCUGACCGCAGCAGCAAACCCGAGCAUGAAUCACACGUUGUCUGGGGCCCGGACAAGGCCCGAGGGCAGGGCUCAGAUAUGCAUGGAGGGGGCAGAAGGAGAGGGUUAAAGACGGAGCGUGAGGACGGCUUUGAGAAAGCCUCCAGGGUUAAGAGAGCGAGAUCGACAAAGAAAAAAGAGAGAGAGAGAGAGAGAGAAGUCUGUAGACGGGUUCUCCAGCCAACUGGGAGACCCAGCACAAGGGGAAGCUUGUUCCUCGCCUGCCUGUCCGUUCUCGGGGCUUGUAGCAAGAGGACACGGGCUCUCUUGGAUGAAAGAAAAAUAGAGCUGAAUACCAGAGGAUAA